Messenger RNA from Cyphellophora attinorum, 2379 nucleotides. Its product is annotated as DNA polymerase alpha-associated DNA helicase A. The transcript has 3 exons. Gene Ontology annotation, molecular function: RNA binding; ATP hydrolysis activity; 5'-3' DNA helicase activity. The record is from RefSeq and is a predicted model, not a curated record. The coding region runs from base 1 to 2379 and encodes 792 amino acids. Lineage: Eukaryota; Fungi; Ascomycota; Eurotiomycetes; Chaetothyriales; Cyphellophoraceae.
AUGCCAGAAUCUCAGGAGCGGCCAGAGCCAGCGGAAAUUUCUCCAAAGGCCGAGUCGACAUCAAACGAGACGACUCUACCAACACGCACGAAGCCCAAACCCAACCUCAAAAGUUCGAGACCGUCAAAGCCACCAAAAUCCUCAACACCAAUCCCACCAGCCGCCUACAUCCACACCCUUCUCUCCCUCCUCAACCUCGAGCUCGCCGUCGAGCUCUCCCAAACUACACUUCUGCUCUCUUCUACUCCACCCGCCGUCCUCGCCCGCGCCGGCCUGGCCCUGCUGAACCUCUGCAUCACAGCCACGCGCACCGGCCUAGGCGGACGAACAGUUCUAAGCUUAGGUCUAGACCCAGCUACUGCAGAUGCGAGUGCUGAGGGAAGGCUGCCGGAGCAUGGCAUCGGAGUCGGAGAUGUGGUGCGGCUGGCGGAGAGGGUGAAAGAGGGCGGAAGGCGGAAAGGAGGGAAAGAUGGAAAGGGCGAGGAGAAGGAGGGCGUGGAAGGUGUUGUGGUCAAGACUGGGGAGCGGAAAGUUGAGGUUGCGCUUGGCAAAAGGGGCGGCAAGGAUGACGACGGCGAUAGUGGUGUGGACGGAUUGGGUGAUGGAAGGCUAUGGCUGGUCAAACUCGCGAAUGACAUUCCAAAUCGCCGAAUGACACAGACUCUCACGACCCUGCUCAAGACUCCUCCCGAGUCAUAUACGCCGCUUCAGCGCAUCUUGUUCGGUCUCGAGACACCCACCCCACCAGACCUCAAUUCUCCAGAGGCCAAGAACAUCACAUUCCACAACCCGAACCUCAACCCUUCCCAAAAAGCCGCCAUACAGUUCGCCUUAGCAGCGCCCGACAUCGCUCUAAUCCACGGUCCACCCGGAACCGGCAAGACCUACACUCUGAUUGAGCUGAUUCUGCAAUAUCUCGACCAGGGCAAGCGUGUGCUAGUGUGCGGGCCUAGUAAUAUCUCCGUAGACAACAUCGUCGAGCGACUCACAGCGACCUCACCGAAGACAAAUGUCGUCAGAGUCGGUCACCCAGCGCGCUUGCUGCCGAGUGUGCUCGGACGGAGUCUAGAAGUGCUGAGUGAUCAGAGUGAGCAGAGAGGACUGGUAAAAGACGUUGGCAAAGAGAUCGAAGAGCGAGUGAAGGAGGUGCGCAGUGGAAAGAUCAAAGGCAAGGGCGAGCGAGGGAAAGUCUGGGGCGAGGUGAGGGAGCUGAGACGAGAGUACCGAGAGCGGGAAGGAAGGGUAGUAAGAGAAGUAGUACAGGGCUGUGGGGUCGUGGUCAGCACGCUUCAUGGGGCUGGCGGGAGGGACGUUGGCGGUGCUGCUGGUGGGAAGAAGUUCGAUGUCGUUGUUGUAGAUGAGGCAGCACAAGCGGUAGAGCCACAGUGCUGGAUACCGGUCGUCAUGGCUGGCGAGGUUAGCAAGCUAGUGUUGGCAGGCGAUCACCUUCAGCUACCGCCCACUAUUAAGGGAAAGGACGGCGAGAUUGACAAAGCAGAAGAGAAGAAAAGAAUCAAGGCCUUAGAAGAGGAGCUGAGGAAGUUGGCGAUAGAAGAUGCUGUCGUCAAGAAGUGCAAAAGCUGGUCGCUAGAGACCACGAUGUUCGACCGUCUGCUGAGUCUCUAUGGGAACGACAUCAAGCGCCUGCUCAAUGUGCAGUAUCGGAUGCACGAGCGGAUUAUGCGCUUCCCAAGCGACGAGUUGUACGACGGUGAAUUGCAAGCAGCUACUGGCGUGGAAGCGCGCCUGCUCAGAGAUCUUGAGUAUGAUGUCGAAGACACAGAGGAUACACGAGAGCCGCUAGUGUUCUACGACACGCAAGGUGGCGACUUCCCAGAGAAGACGGAGGACGGCGCCACAGACGGCAAGGCCAAGAAAAGUGUGUUGCUCGGCGACAGCAAGAGCAAUGAGAUGGAAGCCGCAGUGGUGAAGAUGCAUGUGCAGAACCUGAUUGCUGCUGGCAUCGGGGAUGAAGACAUUGCAGUCAUCACACCUUACAAUGCGCAACUUGCCGUCAUUAGUGGAAUGCUGCGAGAGACCUACCCUGGCAUUGAGAUGGGCAGUGUUGAUGGGUUCCAAGGAAGAGAAAAGGAGGCUGUCAUCGUGAGUCUCGUAAGGAGUAAUCCAGAGCAUGAAGUGGGCUUCCUUGGAGAGAAGAGACGCCUCAACGGUGAGCAUGCACUCAAACGACGGGAAGCUGGCGAGCAGCAACUGACAUUCAUGCUAGUGGCGAUGACUCGACCAAGAAGGCAUCUGUGUGUGAUUGGUGACUCGGAAACAGUGUCGAGAGGCUCACCGUUCCUCAAAAGGUGGAUGAAGCACCUCGAAGAUAACGCUGACCUGCGGUAUCCAAGCUUAGAUGAGCUCGAGCUGAGCUGA